UUUUGGUGUUCAGUGGUGAUUGAGUGAUGGUGUAAGAUGUGGGGGAGGUGGUGGAUGCUGGUGCUGCUGGCGACUUCCGCCGCGGGGAAAGGAAAGAAGCAUCGCCAUCAAAAACCUGGUCGGGCGCUGUUAGACCGGCUGACGAGUACCAAUGAAGGCGAGGUCAUAUUGUCGAGCGACAGCGGACUGCUGCCCGCUCCGCUCGACGUGGCGCCAUACACGAUUGUCGAAGCGAACGCCACGUGUGGCACAGAUGGCGCUGAGGAGUUCUGCAGGGACACGCCGGCCAAACGGGGCUUGGCUUGCGACGUGUGCGAGGGUCUCGACGGUUCAGCUUCGCGCCGCCACCCAGCUUCGUUCGCCGUGGACGGAGACCCCAGUACCUGGUGGCAGAGCCCUACGCAAGCCUCGGGGGAAGAAUACGCCCAUGUGGAGUUCAUAGCAACUCUGCCAGCUAAAAUGGAGCUCCUCCACGUUAUAAUAAAGUCCGGCCCAUCUCCCCGACCCCUCGCGUGGUCGCUGGAGGUUUCUCCAUCAGAUUCUGGUGAAGACUGGCGCAUGGCUCGAGCUUUUGGUGAUAAGGAACAUUGCAGGAAGCUAUGGAACUUACGACCGGAGAGAAGAAGAAGGAAAGCAAGAGGUGCUAGAAAAGGUCGCGCUGACAAACCCACCUGCUCUUCAGAGUUCUCAAGUCCAAAGCCAUUGGAAAAUGGUCAGAUGCACGUAAAUCUGGGCGAGGGUGUUCUGGCCCGCCGAGUGAAGGUGUCGUUCCGAGCAGCCCACCCUGCGCCCGCGCAGCGUCGGUACUACACUCUCCGGACCCUGACCCUGGCUGCGAGAUGUGUGUGUCAUGGCCACGCUCGGCAGUGCGCUGUUGAUGCUAAGGGCGUCAAAUGUGACUGCAUCCAUAACACCUGCGGCCCCCAAUGCUCUAGAUGCUGUUCAGGUGGACCCUGGCGACCCCAGGAGCCGUGUGACGAUGGCAAAGAGUGUUCUUGUGGAGAUAGAGGUGCCUGUACCUUUGACGAUACGGGUACUAUUGUCUGCGUUAAUUGUACGGAAAAUCGCGCUGGACCGUUAUGUGACCGCUGUCUCCCAGGAUUCUACAGCGUCCUACCUGAUGGGGUCUGUCAACCUUGUGAAUGUGACCCAGAAGGUUCAAAUGGAACGUGCAAAUGGAACAAGAAGAGUCACCAGAUCUCGUGCUGGUGCCGGCCUGGAUUCGCGGGCGCGCGGUGCGACUCCUGCGCAGACCCGGCGGCGGCGUUCCCCAGCUGCCUCACGCCGACGGAGCCUCCGUGCUACUGUGACCCCAGGGGCAUCGUGGACCCUACCAGGAUUUGCGACGAAGUCUGUGAGUGCAAGAAAAACGUAAUGGGCGACCGUUGCGACACCUGCGCCCUGGGUCAUUUCGGCCUCAGUGCUGACCUGGCAGACGGCUGCCGGCCAUGUUAUUGCUCUCAUAUCACCGACUCCUGUACCACCGCCCCCCAUCCCGAACCGGAGAAACCAGAUAUCAUGUUCCCACUGGGUGAGGCGUGGCUUGUGAGCGACGCCCAGGAGAACCAGACUCUGGAGUCUUCCGUUGAUGAGCAAGGAAAACCAUAUAUUGUCAGCUAUGAGGUGGAAGGUUGGGACUAUUUCUACUGGUUCACACGUUCGUGGCGCGGCGAACAGCUGGACACAUACGGAGAUCUGCUGCAAGCUACCAUCUCCUGGAGCGUGGUCCGGGGAGACACUGAGGGGGACCCCACAUUGGCUCCAGACUUCAUACUGGUCGCUGCUGAUGGCACCAAAUUGGCUUCCACCAACACCACCCACGAAGCAGCUGGUUCCAUCCAGUUGUCAGCCCCGUUGAUAGAAGGCAACUGGUUCAUUUUGGGGGAGGAUUACUUCCCACUGGCUACCAGAGUGCAGCUCAUGGACGCCUUGAGGAACCUUCGGGGAUUGAUGCUGCGUGCUCACUUCCACUUUGAUCAGGACGAGGUCAGCCUGGAAAGUGUCCAGAUCCAACGCAGAUCCAUCCCAGGUACCCGAGAGCACUGCGCCUGCCCCCCCUCGUAUGCCGGCGCUCACUGCUCGCACUGCGCGUGGGGGGCAGCCAAGAUACCUCGCUCGCCGCUAGCUACGCCACAGUUCGAGUGCGUGCCUUGCGCUUGCAACGGCCACGCUGGAUGCGAAACUGUUGACGGGCCGUGUGGACCAUGCCAACACAACACCACGGGGCCACAUUGCGAACGAUGCUUGCCGGGACACUACGGGAACCCCGUUCAGGGAGCCUGCAAACCUUGCGCAUGCCCACUCUACCUGUCGACCAACAACUUCAGCCCGAACUGCGCGCUCGCAAGCGCUGAAGGUGACGAUUUCGUGUGCACCCAAUGUCCGGACGGUUACACCGGGGAUCAUUGCGAACUCUGUGACUUCGGCUACUGGGGCUCCCCGACCACGGAAGGCAGCAGCUGCCGGGAGUGCGCCUGCGGCGGAGCGCCCUGCGACAGGAACACAGGAUUGUGUCUCACGUGUCCCGAUAAUACUGAGGGGGCGCGGUGUGACCAGUGCAAGGAAGGCUUCUGGUUCGGCCCUGAAGGCUGGCGCGGUGCCGGCACUACCUGUGUUGCGUGCGGGUGCGGGCCGGGGGCGCUGGCCGUAGCCUGCGACGCCCGCACUGGGCAGUGUGCCUGCAGGGAGGGAUGGACUGGGCGGUCAUGCGAUCAGUGCGCCGAGGGUCAUGGAGGGGUAGAAGAAGGUUGUCCAGCCUGCCGCUGCGGAAUCGCAGCCCGUAACAACGACUGUGACACUGCGACCGGGGAGUGCGCGUGCGCAAGUGGAGCAGCGCCGCCUCGCUGCGACGACUGUCUCCCGGAGCACUACGGGGUGAAUGCUUCUGGCUGCUUAGGUUGCAACUGCUCGCGCCUGGGCGCUGAAGGCAACGCUUGCGACAUCCGCUCCGGCCAGUGUCGCUGUCGGCCGCACGUUGUCGGGCGCGCCUGCGACACUUGUGAGGUAGGCUACUGGGGCCUGCAGCUCGGCGGUUGCCGCCGGUGCGAAUGCGGCGCGGGCGCAGCGGCGUGCGACCCGGUCAGCGGGGCGUGCGCGUGCGCACCCGGCGUGGGAGGCGCACAGUGUGACAGGUGCCUGCCCGGGUUCUACGGGUUCCGGCCUGCGGGAUGCUUGCCCUGCCCCACCUGCUCAGACGGCAAGAUCUGUUCGUUGGACACGGGCCAGUGCGUGUGUCCGCCGCGGUCACGUGGGCCAGGAUGCCGACAGUGCGCCCCAGGGUAUUGGUCCCGGGAGAAUGGCUGCCAGCCGUGCACUUGUGGAGCUGGAGCGACUUCGAAUAUAUGCGACCCAGUGAGUGGUCACUGCAAAUGUCGUACCGGCUGGGGCGGGUCUCGUUGUGAACGCUGCGCUCCCGGACAUUUCGGGCCACGUUGUAGACCGUGCGACUGUGAUCCAGCCGGCUCUAGGGACUGCGAAGGUGGCUCCUGUGACUGUGAUGAGAGGGGCCGCUGUCUUUGUAAGGAGAAUGUAGUCGGUGACAAAUGCGACCAAUGCCUGGACGGCACCUUCGGCCUGUCAGCUGAGAACCCCUCAGGAUGCACCGCCUGCUUCUGCUUCGGUCGCGCGGCACAUUGCACUCAGGCGGCCCUCACUAGAGCAGCUUUGCAUAACACCAACCCGAUGCACAUCACGCUGCUCAAAGGAGAUCAGAUUACCACGGUGGAUAUUCAUUCGCCAUUAGCUGUUCCGAUGCACAAUCAAGAAGUCACCAUCUCUCUACCAUGGCCGCCUGCUCCGGUAUACGUAGAACUGGACAACAGAUUUCUUGGCGAUAGAAUCACUUCAUACGGAGGCCUGCUGCGGUAUACCGUAGAAGAGGAAGGAGGAGAGGAACUGUCAUUAGAGACGAGUUUACAAGCACCUCUCGUCAGCAUGUAUAGUGGAGAUAUCGUUCUUGAUUAUUAUGAGAGCAUGCCAGCAGACAACAGCAGCGGGAGUCACGUCGUAAGAUUCCAUGAGUCGUUGUGGUGGGUUCGUGGUAGAGGGAACAAAGCCAGUCGUGCUGCGCUGAUGGUGGUAUUGCAGAAACUACAGCGAGUCCUGAUAAGGGUCACCAGCAGAGCGCCAACGGCCAAGGAUCAUGUUCAUGCUUUAUUGCUGAACGUAUCUCUCGACACCGCCAUCCCUGGUCUAAGUCGCACCGCGGCUGCUCUAGGAGUAGAGCGGUGUGCUUGCAGAGAAGGUUACACUUCAGAGUCCUGCCAGAAACCAGCCAGAGGAUACUGGUUACCUCAACAGAGGAUACGAAUCAGCUCUACUAAUGGAACUGUUAUAAUAGCAGUGGAAGGAGAAGCAAAGCAGUGUGAAUGUAAUGGAAGAGCUGCGGCUUGUGAUCCUGAUACUGGAGUUUGUUUGAACUGUACCGGUGGUACAGGCGGAGCCAGGUGCGAGAGCUGUGCCCCGGGCUACCACGGCAGCCCGCACGUGUCCCCGGGCUGCGUGGCCUGCCCGUGCCCCUCCCGCGCCAGGAACUUCGCAGACGCCUGCGAGUUUGACCAGGGAAGGCUCAGGUGUCUGUGUAAACCUGGCUACACUGGCAUGGAGUGCGAGCAAUGCGCAGAAGGCUGGCACCGCGAGCGCGACGGUAGUUGUAGACCGUGCGCCUGCGACCCGAGCGGCGCGACACACGCCGCGUGCGACGACGCCGGCAGGUGUCGCUGUCGCGCGUUCGCGACCGGACUCAAGUGCGACAAAUGUCGCGCGCUUAGGACUUACUUGGAAGAUGGAGAGUGCAAACAAUGCGAUAACUGCACGCAAACACUGCUAGACUCCGUUGAAGAACUAACGAACCACCUACACAGUCAAGCAAACCCCACCGAACUAAGUCGUAUACCAAAGCCAUUCCCAGCCGUGCGAGAAUUCUCCCGGAGCGCCACCGAACUGCGCACAAGACUGAGAAACUAUAAAAUAGACGUAGAAAAUUCUAGAAAUCUUGACAACACAAUUCACAGACUUGAAUCUGAUGAACACAAACUUUUUACUGAUACUAACACAUAUAAGACUGAAGCAUUAAAAAGACAAGAUGAAGCUAGAUCGUUAAGUCUUGAAAGCAUGAGUGGGUUAGAAGAAGUUAUUAAACAGAGAAGGAAAAUAGGGGAGCAAGUUGAAGCUUUAGAUGAGUUUGCGAGAGGAGAAAGACAUCUUAGUGCUCACAAGGCGCUGAAAGAGGCUAGAAGGUUGCUUAGGCAUAUCAAUGACAUCAAAUUGAUUGACUACCUUGGAGGAGCGAAUGAUGUUUUCGAAUCGGCACAUCUCCAAUCAACAUCGGUCCAAGAAUUUGACUACCGCCUCGACGAUCUCUCUAAACGCGUUCGCGCUCUGCAAACCAAAAUGGACGACUGGGAGCAGAAGACUGAUGAAUAUCCGAAGUUAGCUGAUGUUAUUUGGACAGCCGGUGAUACUGUAGCAGCGACGAGUAAGGGAAUCAGACCUAGGUUGGCUGCUGUUAGAGAUGCUGGGUUGAGAUGCAGACUCGUCUUGGAGGAUAUCACGACCCUAUCGGCUCAUAACUUGACUGACGAGACCUACUCAGCGAUGUUACUGGCACAAGCGAUGGCCAUAAAAUUCCCUACAUUAGCAUCGGAGCUGGUCACACUGAUGAUAGCCGCAGAGGAGAAGGAAGGGAUACUGUACAAUCUGACCCCAAUUUAUAAGGAGAAGUACUUGAAGGCUGUGGAAAAACAUGUAGCAGAUUUGAGUGAGAAAGCCACGCAGUAUAAAAGCUUAUUCUCCGACACACGCGCAGCCUCCUCACUGGGCGUGUCCGCCGCCCGCGCAUGGUCCGGAGUUGCCGACGCUCUCCGAGACGCGGCGGUAUCUGCCGAUGCUGCUUUAUCGACAGCGGCGGCUGCUGCCUCUUUAGCGAAGGGCGCUCGUCCUGUGACGUCGUCCGGGAAGGAUGUAUCGGAUUUGUUGAAGCAGCGAGGUGCUGAAGUAUUGGCGAAGGCUGAAGAACUACGCAAGCAACUAGACCAGCUCGUCCGUUCAGCAGACGCCGUCUCCGUCUCCCUUCGAGGUUUGGGCUGGGCCGAACGCGAACUAGGAGCGACUCCUCGAGCCUCAGUCAGUGCCACUUUAGCAGCGGCUGGCAAACAAGCUGACAGGGUGUUCGUGACCACGAGAGCAUUGUAUGAUGAAGCCAGUGAGCUGAGGCAGAAGAUGAGGUACCAGCUGAGGAGGCAGUUGGCUGAUCUGCAAAGGCAUGGGGAUACGGCGCUAGGGGCGGCGCAAGAGCAUGUGUCCCAAAUCAGCAGUAAUACAGUCCGUGGUGCAGAGCUUUCUCAGGCGUUGGCGGGGGCGGCCGGCGCACGCGCACGCGAGCACGCCGCGGCGGCUGCGCGGAGAGAACCUGCUCUCACCGCCCUGAAGGACGCUGUGGCCAGGGCUAAACAUGCUGCGCAGACAAUAUCGGUAUCACUGACGUCAGCCUCUGGGCCAGGACCAGGGUGUGCUCGGUCCUAUGUCCUGCGCUCUCACUCUCCCUCAGUGACGCGCCUGUCACUAGCGUUGUCCUUCGAUGGAGCGGUUCGAGACGGUGUGCUGUUGUAUUUGGCUGGAGAAGAGAAGAUGCAGGACAAGAAGAGCUACAUGCGUCUCUUCGUCCACAACAAGCGUCUCCACUUGCGCUGGGAUCUCGGCGCUGGCGAGGGUCACAUCCAGCAUCCUGAGCUACUGCAACCCACCCACGAUGAUACAGACCACACUACCUACAGGGUUGACGUUGAAAGGAUAUGGAACACUGUCCACCUCCGCAUUGAGCGGGCUGGUUCCUCAGUGGUGUCAGCCACCAACAGCAGCACAGCCCGGGCUGACACGCUACGGCCGACCAGGCUAUGGCUAGGAGGACCCCCGGACCUUCCAGGGGAAACCUGGGCGCUGCCAGCGUGUGUACAUUCCUUACAUACGGACGAUAGUGUGGUGGGGCUGUGGAACUUUGCUGAGCAGCCGAAGGAGGCGAAAUGCACUGGUUGUACUCAAAGAUGGGUGGGAUCUCGUGGUGGUUUGGCCGCCCUGGCGUGGCUGGGCGGCGGCUACGUGGAGCUGAAGAGGUCCUCACUCCGAGCCCCGGACAGGAGACACUUCAGCCUCGCGCUCACCUUCAGGACCAGAGAUCGGGACGCGCUGCUCUUCAUGGCUUUGGAUGCUGCUAAUAACCGGUCAAUAUCGGUAUGGCUUCGUUCAUGCCGCGUGGUGUUCUCCGUUCAAUACAGCGGGUCCCGGCUGGAAAUCACGGCGGGAGGCCAGCACUGCGACGGGAAGCCAGCUCACGUGCAAGCUAUCAGGGUCUUCGCUGGAAACAAGCUGGAGAAAGGCAGCCUGCGUGUGAACGGCGAGGAAACCCUGGGCUCGCCUUCUCCCCCGGUUCAGUCUGCGGCCGCGCUGCCGGACCUCACCAGCUCCCCCUACUGGGUGGGGGGGCUGCCCCCAGGGGCGGGGGUGGAGGCCCCCGCACCCCCACUGUUGGGCUGCCUGGGAGCUGUAUCGGUAGACAGAGAAGGGUAUAACCUGAUGGAUACGCCCACGAGACAUGCUGUGGAGCCUAAUUGUGGGACUAGGGUCCUCCGUUCAGCUGUAUUCGAAGGCGCCGGCUCAGUGGAGCUCCCUUCACCAACGGUCCGGCGCAGAGGAGCCGUGGGCUUGGCGUUCAGUUCCCGAGCACCGUCCGGCUUGCUGCUGUACCGGGCGCCGUCCUCGCCUGAUGAUGACGAUGAUAAGCAUCAUCUGGCGCUAAUGAUGGUCGAUGGUGAGCUGGAGGUGACCGCAUCAGCAGGCAAGGAAGACUUGAAGCUCCGCAGCAACGGGACGAGGUACGACGACCGCCGGCUGCAUGUGGUCAAGCUGAUGAGGUCGCAUAAACAGCUAGAAAUGUGGGUAGACGGCGAACGAAUUCUCUCCGGACCCCUCUCGGGGCCCGCUUUCGCGGCCAGACCCCGGGCCCUCUACGUCGGGGGUCUGCCGAGUGGAUACGUCGGGCCGGGGCCGAAGGUAUCCUCGGGGUUCACUGGCACUAUAGCCGAUGUCAUCGUUGACACGCAACUAUUAGGGUUCGAAACAGCAAUCGAGUGGAGCGGAGCGGCGUUGGGGCGAGCAGACAACGAACCCCAAAACGAGCCCCACACCGAGCCCAGGGCGCUACAGGCACAGCCCGAUGCUGCAGGAUGCACUAAGACGCCAUCAUACGCUGUAGAAGGUGGAGCGGCCAAGUUUGGGGACGCUGCGGGCAGCCACGCCGCCCUGAGGCUGCUUCCCAACAAUAGGUUACAGCUGUCUCUGCAGUUCAGGACGAUGAGGCCUGAUGGACUGCUCGUCCUUAUACCGGGUUCGAAGACGAAGCCUAAACACUACACGGCACUGAUGAUCCGCGAAGGGAAACUGCGACUGGUGGUGCGCGGGCGCAGGCGAAAAGAGUUAUUGCUGACAGAAUCCGUGGCGGAUGGCGUUUGGAGGACGGUAUCAGUGCGAAUCUGGCGCGGCCGCAUCUCCCUGUCGAGCGGGGCGGCGGCGGCGCGCGCGCACGCGGCGGCGGCGGCGCGCGCGCACCGCCUCUACGUGGGCGGGCUGCCCGCCGGCUACGCGGCACUCAUGCCGCAUAUACCUAACUCGAUAGUCCGAUUGGGUGGUUUCCGCGGCUGUGUGCGCCGUGUGGUGGUGGGGGGGAGACAAGAGGAACUGGUGAGAGACACCAAGUCCCACCACGCGCUGGGACAGUGUUUCCCGAACAUCGAGAGAGGGGCCUACUUCGCAGGUGAUGCGUACGCGACGUGGUCCAGCUCGUGGUGGUGGGGCCCGGCGGGGGCGGCCGGGGGGGAGGGCGAGGGGGCGGAGGCGCUGGAGCUGCGGCUCCAGUUCCGCUCAGCCAAGCCCAGCGGCGUGCUAGUGGCUUCCAACACUUUGCUGCUGGAAUUGAGAGAUGGACAGGUGAUGCUAACCCGGCAGUCGCUUGGCAACAACCAGGCCGGCACAGAGUGGGUGACGGGCGGCCGCGCUCUGUGCGACAACGCCUGGCACACGGUCUCUGCCAGGGUUUCCCGCGGGACCCUCUCAUUGUCGCUGGAUGGCGGGCCGGCGCUGAGGAGAGCUGAUGCUGGACCCCUGCUUGAUGAGCCUACGCAAAGCCAGAGGGGACCACUCUAUAUUGGUGGGCUGCCAGAAGGCGCCGCAGACGUCGGCGAGAUAGCCCACGAGAACUUCAAGGGCUGUCUCCGAGACGUGACCGUGGCGAGCACGAGACGGGACUGGACCGAGAUGGAGGCCACGCACAAUGUACUGCUCGACUCGUGUCCCGUGCAGUGACUAAGGGAGCAAACCGCAGAGGAGUAAACCUUAUAAAAGUAAAGAAAUAAAAACAUAAGCCUUAUGAAAGUAAAGAAACUUUAUUUUAAAGAGAAUAUGUCUUGGGGAAAUAGAUUAACGUUUGCAGUGCACUUUCAAGGCGUCAGUAGUACACACGGCUCUGAAGAUAUCUGGGCACUUCCCGUACAGCAAUCAAGGGGAGGUGGUGCACCUAUCUCUUGAGGCCACGGUAUUUAACUUUAAUACCUUUGUAACAUUUUUAAACUUGUGACUUGCAAUAAAUGAAUCUGAGCAUGACUAGAAAGAGAUAUAAUAAUGGGAAUGUUGGAAGAAGAGAUAUAAUGAUCUGCACUUCUAGUAGUAGAAGUAGAACGUAUAUUGUAAGACCUAAUUGAACGAUAAUAGAUUAAUGAAAGGUAUAGGAGAGACGUUAUAAAUUAUAUAUAAUUAAUAAUGGCAGAUGAUUCAAUGAUGAUAAAAUUAGAUUUUUGGAAACCACCUUCGAGACAAAAUAAGAUACGAUUUCAAAUAUUUAAGCACCGCAAAUUUUAUAAGAUUAAAAAUAAUGUAUUGCCAGAAGUGCCUUACUAUUAAUUACCAAAUCGUGCCAUAGUAUCAAUGUAGAUUAUAAUCUAUUCUGUUUUUU
Molecule: messenger RNA, 10000 nt
Organism: Amyelois transitella
Lineage: Eukaryota; Metazoa; Arthropoda; Insecta; Lepidoptera; Pyralidae
Gene: wb
Product: laminin subunit alpha lam-3
Exons: 53
Coding region: 37-9354 (3105 amino acids)
Biological process (GO): axon guidance
Cellular component (GO): basement membrane
Source: RefSeq, a predicted model, not a curated record